UGGGGCUUUGACGACCCGCUCGCAGAGUGGUUCGUUCAUGGAGGAAGUGAGGCGGCUCCACGCGCGCUUGCUCCGGCGCGGGGAGCGCCGCCUGCAGCCGCUCCUCCUCCGCGUCCUCGCCGCCGGCGACCUCCGCUACGCCGCGCUCCUCCUCGCCACCUCCUCUCCUCCCUCCGCGACGCUCCACGACCGCCUCCUCCAGGCGCUGGCCGCCUCGCGCAGCCCGCUCCUCCUCCGCUCCUUCUCCCGCGCCCACCGCCUCCGCCUCCUCACCCCUCUCUCCUUCACCUUCCUCCUCUCCGCCGCACCCCCCUCCUCUGCGCCCUUCGCGCUCUCCGCCCACGCCCUGCUGCUCAGGUCCGGCCACCUCGCGCCCGGCGACCCCUUCCUCAGCUCCGCGCUCGUCUCCUUCUACGCCAGGACCCGCCUCCUGCGCGACGCCAGGCGGGUGUUCGACGAAAUGCCGCGCGGGGACACGGCCGUCAGCAACGCGCUGCUCUCGGCCUACGCCAGGGCCGGCCUCCUCGACGCCGCGGAGAAGCUGUUCGGGGAAAUGCCGGACCGGAACGUGGUCUCCUGGACCGCGAUGGUGUCCGGGUACGUGCAGAACGGCCGGCACGAGGAGGCCGUGGGGGCGUUCCUGGAGAUGUGGGAGGGGGCAGGGGUGCAGCCGAAUGAGCUGACGGUGAGCAGCGUGCUGCCCGCGUGCGCGGCUGUUGGGGCCAUGGAGCUGGGGAGGAAGGUGGAGGAGUACGCGAGGGGCAAAGGCCACCUGGUGAAUGUGUAUGUGGCCAAUGCACUGCUGGAGAUGUAUGCCAAGUGUGGCAGCAUCCAGAGAGCUUGGCAGGUGUUUCAGGGGAUCGGUCGUCGGCGAGAUCUCUGUUCUUCGAACUCAAUGAUCAUGGCAUUCGCCUUGCAUGGCUCCUGGAGGGAAGCACUUGCCUUGUUCCAUAAGUUGAGGAUGACAGGGGCUAAACCAGAUGGUAUCACAUUUGUUGGAGUCAUUUUGGCUUGCACUCAUGGAGGUUUGGUAGAUGAAGGAAAGCUACUCUUCAACUCCAUGGAGGCCGAAUUUAGUCUUACUCCAAGAAUUGAGCACUAUGGUUGCAUGGUUGAUCUGCUUGGGCGUGCUGGUCUCCUGAAUGAAGCCUACAGUAUGAUAGUAAGCAUGCCAGUGGAGCCUGACGCCGUCAUCUGGGGAGCCUUGCUCGGUGCCUGCAGCUUCCAUGGAAACGUAGAACUAGCGGAAACAGCAGUAAACAAACUCAUCUUUCUUGAGCCACAAAACACUGGAAAUCUGGUGAUCCUGUCAAACAUAUACGCGUCGUCUGGAAAAUGGGACGGUGUUGCCCAGGUAUGGAAGUUACUCAAGGAGAAAGACCACAAGAAAUCAGCUGGGUACAGCUUCAUAGAGCUAGAUGGCAGGAUGCACAAGUUCCUUGUUGAGGAUAAGUCACAUCCAAGAUUUGUGGAGGUGUACAGCACCCUUGACAGUGUCACAAUGCUCAUGAAGCUUGUCGGACUAGAAAAUGAGGAAGAAGCGGAACAGCUGUUUCUGUCACCUGUAGAGAUCUAAAUUCCUAGAGAUGUGAAGAGACUGUGAUCAUAAAAGUGAUCUGGGAUUUCCUAUGAACUGCUCUGAUCUGAUCUUCCGAGUCAAAUUGAUGUAGCAAGGGAUUUUUCAAAAGGUGGCAACAGAAGGAAUGCCAAAUCAAGUCAGUGCGUAGCACCACCUGGGCAUCGACUCUUCUCUUCUUGCUGCUAUAAAUCAAAAUGGUCGUUCAUGCUGUGCUUGCUAUUAAGAUGCACAGACCACCGAGAAUUGCAGACGAAGCAUAUAAUUCCAAGAUACAGCCCAACAAGGUACGUUUAUUCUUGAGCAGAGGCGGAGCCAAUCCUCUGUUCCCUUUUGGAGCUUUGGCAUCUGGCAAGUUAUAGCUGCAACCUGCGACGACGCCGAGGUGAGUUUUCCCAAAAGAACAUCAUUGCCAGUUGCUCGGAAGGUGCUGUUGCGUAGUGGAGAGGAGGUUGACCUGCAGAGCCUGGACCUCUCGGGGUCACCGGCGGUAGCGCCACCAGUGAUCUUGAGAACCAGACUAUAGUCCCAACAAGGUACAUCUCGUUUCAUGAAUGAGGCGAUCCCUGUAAUAACACGUUCCCUCCUGAUGUGUUCGAUUGCAGUUUAUUACUCAAUUUUGAUUUAUUAUUGAGCUGGUAAAAGAAGUAGCAGAUAUAGAGAGUUUGUUUAUAGCCCCCGUGCACAUGCAGGAUGUAUCCAUUAUCUGGACUGGCCUUUUUUUUUUGUCAAGAUCUAUGUUGGAAUCUUGGAAAUUGUUUGCUCGUUUGGAGAACAUAAUAAAAAUGGCUAGACAGGACUCGAAAAAAAAUGGCUAGAAUUUUCUUUGCCGCAACAUGUCAAUUUCUAGUUAUUUUUGGGGUUUUGCUAAAUGUCACGUGGCUGAAUUUUUUGCUGGCGUCAGUUGAAUUUGGUCGAGGCCAAUGAUAGGGGCGACGUGAGGAGCGCAGUGAUGUUGACCCUGGCGUGGCCGAGCCAGGACCUCGCUGGAGACAGGACAAUGCUGCGAAGGGCAGCAAGCUGUGGUGUCCAGGCUAAGGUGAGGAAGCAGGUUGACGGGUGCGGGUCAAGGA
Molecule: messenger RNA, 2649 nt
Organism: Triticum aestivum (bread wheat)
Lineage: Eukaryota; Viridiplantae; Streptophyta; Magnoliopsida; Poales; Poaceae
Product: pentatricopeptide repeat-containing protein At5g08510-like
Exons: 2
Coding region: 38-1576 (512 amino acids)
Biological process (GO): RNA modification
Molecular function (GO): protein binding; RNA binding
Source: RefSeq, a predicted model, not a curated record